AGUCGGAGAGAAGCUGCGGGAUCUGAUGGAGGAGCGGCCGGGGGGCGCCUUGCGGCAGUAGCGCGGCGGCACAAUGGGCUUGUCCUCUUCAGCUCCGCGGGGGGCUAGGGCUUAAGGGGCGAGGAGGAGGCGGCAAGAGAGGCGCGUGGGGGGCACCAUGAGCUCAGCCGAAAUUAAGAAGCCACCAGUGGCACCAAAACCAAAAUUUGUGGUAGGACACAAGGCAUCACCUCCCCCUGUUGCACCUAAGCCAGAUGUUGUGUUUGCUGGUGUUAUACAAACAACAAAGAAAACUAAACCAGCGAUAGCACCAAAACCAAAGGUUCUCAAGAGUUCAUCUGUUCCUGAAGUUAGACCACCAUCAUCUUUAAGAAAAAGCACAAAAAGCCUAGAAGAACACAAAGGAGAUUCUUCUGAAACUGUAGACCACCUGAAUUAUAAAAAUGGAGACUCCACAGAAAACACUGAGGAUACCACUUACAUUAUACCAAUGUGUUCUUGCAAUUUUGAAUGCAUCCAUAAGCUUGGAAAUGGGGAGAGCACAUGUAAAACUCAAAUAAUUUUUGAACACUUAGAGAAUAUCAAGAUAAGUGAACAAAUUGCACCAUCUAUAAAAGGUGGGACAGUACAGGAGAGUCAUAGUGAAAAAGUGGCAAAUAGAAAUCAGGUAGUUUUAAAGGCCAGCCUUCUGGAAGGGACACUCAAAGAUGUUCUAACACAAAGUGUAUUCCCUAAUAGUAGCUCUUUGAGGCACAAGUGUCCAGAUAAACUUGAAAGGGAUGAUGGUAGUAGUUCUAACAAUGAAGUUAAAAUAGAGUGUACAGAUCUUGUGCAGUUAUCUGGUUCUGAGGAAGCUACAGGCAAGCCACAAAAUAACUACAAUAAGAGAGAUGCUGAUGAAAUCCACAUGUCUGAAACUUGUUCCAGUCUGACUGAAAGUAGCCACAAAUGCUAUUGCUCGUUGGACCUGGAGCAGUGUCAAUGUAAGAUGACAUUACUGGAAGAUGUCAAUGUAAACAGUGAUAGUACAUUUGUAGGUGGAAUCUGUAUGAAAGGAGAUGAUGUUAAAACAUCAUCUUCCUCUGGAGCAUGUUCAGCACCCAGCUCAAAAAUGCAUCCAGUUCCAAAACCGAGAAAGCUGCGUGCUGCGUGUCUAGUCCGUCAAGAUGGUAUAGAUACUUCCGGGGAAGGAACAAGAGAACCAAUUAAUUCGAAGUGUGAUUCUUCUGGAUCUUCUGAGCACAUCUUUAAUAAAAAAACAGCAAAAAUUAAUGUUCUUGGUCAGAGUGUUUCAUAUAAUGAUCAUCCAGAAAAAGUGCAUCAGACUAAUCCGUUUGAGUUUCCUCAAAAUCUUGCUGAGAAAAUACACUGGAUGAAGGACUCUACUGAUACUGAAGAAUCAGCCUCACAGAAUAUCUUGCCUCAACUUGUGCAAGAAGCUUCUCUCAUGACAGAAAAUGUUGAACGUUCCUUGGACGAAGAUCUUAAUUUAACAAGUCCUGCAGAUGAAAUGACAGAUGAAACUAGUAUAUUAGCUGCUGUGGACAAAAGGACUAGUUUUAUACGAAGCAGUACUCUGUCCAUGAGUUUGCCUAAGCAACUAAAAUUGACUUGCAAUCAGCACUUGCCUGCCUCCAGUAGCCUUGAUGUUUCUGCUCAGAAACCAGAAGAUAAAGAGAUUCAUGUAAAAGAUGAAAGUUCACCAAGGAUUGUUCCUAAAAAACCUCAAAGACACAGCUUGCCUGCUGCUGGACUGCUGAAAAAAGCUGCAUCAGAGGAGCUUGUUGAAAAAAGUUCUUAUAUUUCCAAUGAAGAUAAAAAACCAGAAAAUGUUCUGGAAAGAACUCCUUUAAGGCAUAUAUCGGCCAAAGAACAAGGUACGUCACCUUACGGUGACAUGCCAAAACGUUCUUCAGAGAAACCUGUCUGGAAAUUACCUCAUCCUAUCCUGCCAUUUUCAGGCAAUCCAGAAUCGUUAAAAACUGCCACCAUUGCCACAAACUCUGACCUUUCAACUGCUGGGAUCAAGCCUAGAGCUAAAUCUCUGUCUUCCGUGGAUAUGGAAAGAACAGACAAGCCUUGCAAAGACAGUCCAAAGAAAAACACUUUAAAGAAAUUUCUCAACAUUAAAUUGUCUGUUUGCAUAAUGAAAAGUGACUUCCAGAAAUUCUUUUCCAAGGGCAGCCAGUCCAUGGAUGGUGCCAUAGCUAGUCUUUCCACUGGGGAAGGGAAUGGUAUUGGUAACAACUGGAAUGUAACAUCCCUAGCAAGCGAAAGGAAAACUAAAUCUGCGAAGGCACGUUCUGCAGAAAUAAGUAGCCCAGCAUCACAAAAGAAAAGACAGAGACAUAGGAGUCAGCAUGAUAUACCAAACAGUCAAAGAUUAGAGUCUUCAGAUGAACAAAUAUUCUCAGGGAAGCAGUUGUCACAAACGCACUUGAAUUCUCUUACAAGCGAUUAUCCACCAGAAUAUGAGAAUGUGCGCCACUAUGAAGAAAUUCCAGAGUGUGAAAACUUGCCUUUUAUUCUGUCUUCUGAUAAAAAUCCAUGUUUUGAAUGGCAGAAUUCCUGCAGUAUGGUGGAAGAUAAUGACACAAAUGUAUAUGAGGUAGAAGAACCAGAUGACGCUACAAGCAGCCAUUCAAGACAUGGCAGGACAUCAGAAGAUCACCGUGAUUCCAAUGCGUUGAUGGGAGAGGUUCAAUCAGAUGAAGAGAUUAUCAACAGCUCUGAUGAGGAAGAUGACACAAAUUCUGAUUCUAGCAAAGGGGAGCUUGAUCUUCAAGAAUAUAAGCAGAGCAAAGCAGCUGGAAAGAAAACGAAAGUUUACCAUAUUGCCAAGGAGAUCAUGAGCUCGGAGAAAGUAUUUGUGGAUGUGCUAAAGCUCUUGCACAUUGAUUUCCGGGAUGCAGUGGCACAUGCUUCCAGGCAGUUAGGAAAGCCGGUGAUUGAGGAUAGGAUCCUGAAUCAGAUCCUGUACUACCUACCUCAGCUGUAUGAACUUAAUCAGGACCUCCUCAGAGAAUUAGAAGAGAGACUGUCUCACUGGAUUGACUAUCAAAGAAUCGCUGAUAUAUUUGUGAAAAAAGGACCCUACUUAAAGAUGUAUUCAACUUAUAUCAAAGAAUUUGAUAAGAAUGUUGCGCUGCUAGAUGAACAAUGCAAGAAGAACCCUAGUUUUGCUGCUGUGGUUAAAGACUUUGAGAUGAGUCCUCGCUGUGCUAGUCUGGCACUCAAGCACUAUCUGCUCAAGCCAGUUCAGAGGAUUCCCCAGUACAGGCUGCUUUUGACAGAUUAUUUAAAGAAUCUUUUAGAAGACUCAGCAGACUAUAGGGAUACUCAAGGUGCUCUGGCUGUUGUCAUAGAAGUAGCCAACCAUGCCAAUGAUAUCAUGAAACAGGGAGAUAACUUUCAGAAGCUCAUGCAGAUUCAAUACAGUUUAAAUGGGCAUCAUGAGAUUGUUCAACCAGGAAGGGUCUUUCUCAAAGAAGGAACGUUGAUGAAGCUUUCCAGGAAGGUCAUGCAGCCGCGAAUGUUUUUUCUGUUUAAUGAUGCUCUGUUAUAUACAACUCCAGUACAGUCUGGCAUGUAUAAACUCAACAACAUGCUUUCAUUGGCUGGAAUGAAGGUUAGAAAACCAACCCAGGAAGCUUAUCAAAAUGAGUUGAACAUAGAAAGCGUAGAGCGAUCCUUCAUACUCUCAGCAAGUUCUGCUACAGAAAGAGAUGAAUGGUUAGAAGCCAUCUCCAGAUCAAUUGAAGACUAUACAAAGAAGAGAAUCACAUUUAACCCAAGUAAAAGUCUUGAAGAGGCUGAUCCAGAGAAAGAGGAUGAAGAUAGUCCUCUCGGAUCAAAGGCUCCCAUCUGGGUUCCUGAUACUAGAGCCACUAUGUGUAUGAUCUGUACUAGUGAAUUCACGUUGACCUGGAGAAGACAUCACUGCAGGGCAUGUGGAAAGAUUGUCUGCCAAGCAUGUUCCACAAAUAAACAUGGCUUAGACUAUAUGAAAAACCAACCAGCAAGAGUAUGUGAUCAUUGCUUCAAAGAACUACAGAAACAAGAUAACCACUUCACUCCUAAGAGUGGAUCCCCAGUGAACCAUAAAUCUCCAUCCAGUGCCUUGUCUACAGUGUUACAUAGUAUUCCGUCUGGGAGAAAACAGAAAAAAAUUCCUGCUGCUCUCAAAGAAGUUUCAGCAAACACAGAAGACUCCUCAAUGAGUGGCUAUUUAUAUAGAUCAAAGGGCUGCAAAAAACCAUGGAAACACCUGUGGUUUGUCAUAAAAAAUAAGGUGCUAUACACAUAUGCUGCUAGUGAGGAUGUUGCAGCACUGGAGAGUCAGCCUCUACUGGGAUUCACAGUCUCUGAAGUAAAGGAUGAAAACUCAGAGUCUAAAAUAUUCCAUUUACUGCACAAAAACACUUUAUUUUACAUAUUCAAAGCAGAUGAUUCUCAUUCAGCUCAAAAGUGGAUAGAAGCUUUUCAAGAAGCCACCAUAUUAUAGCUGCCUCAGCACCAUCUCUGAGCCUAAAGGAGCAAAAGUCAUCAAAGGAUGACAAGAAAUGGAGUACAGCAAUUUUGUUUAAAAAUGGACUUUACCAGCAUCAACCUAAACACAAUUUGUAUAUUUAUGAGAAUUAGGAGUUGUUGCCUUUUUUUUAGGUGUAAGGUAAUAUUUUUUAAAGACAUUUGUGUAUUUGUUGGUUUUUUCAUACAAAAUGUGUUAUUUAUUAAAUUCCAAUGUUUACUUAAUGGUCAGAAUCAUUUCUAAGGUUCGCGUUGAAUUCUAAAGUGCCCUUGUCUUUAGAAUAGCAGACGGCUUUGUCAGAAAACUGUUUAAAAAAAAAAAAAAAACGCUUUAUUGCAGCAUUACAAUUUGUACAGUUCUUGAGUUGCUGAUAAUCAUUUUGCAAUUUAAAAAGAACAGUUCAAAGAAGAAGAUAUUUCAACAAAACUUGAGGACACGUGGUCAGCUAUGUAAAAACUCCUUUGAUGAGCAGAUGACUGACAGGCUGCUGCUCCUCUUCAUACAAUAGGUCAAGUUUUGUGGACUAAUUUUAUUAAAAAAACACAGCCAGCUUCUGUAUCACAGAAGCCCUAGAAUUAGCGCUGCUACUUGUUGUUUAAGCUUCCACAACUCAAAGGCAAACAUUUCUUAUGCAAUAUGGAUCCGUUAUUAAAGCAAGCUGAAAGGAAAAACAGGAAAAAUAUUUUUUUCUUCAUAUUCUACAGUUGCUGAGAUUAUGCUCUCCAGCUGUCCUCAAAUUAUCAAUGCCAAAGAUGUAUUUAAAUAUACUAUCUUACCAAAAAAAAAAUGAAGAGGCAGAUUAUUUUUUUAAAUUGCUAGUAGUAAUGUAAAGCACAGGCCAAAAUUGUUUGGCAUGCAGGAAAAAAAUCAAAUAUCCUAUCAUUGUCUUUGUUUAAAAAUCCCUUUGAUACCAAUGAGAGUUCCCCAUACAGUAUGAAACAUGCAUAAAUUACAGUUCUAAUAGUUUAAGGCUAAAUAAAUAUGUUGAAAAAUCUUACAGUAUUGUACAUUUUAAAAUAAGUGUUUGAAUGGGAAUUGCCCUACCAAGAAAGCACACUGUUCUAGUGACAAUGGCAUAGAAAAUGUGUGCCAUUCAUUCCAGUACAUUUUGCUUACAUUAUUUGAUGGUUUACUUGACGCUUUAAAACAAAAUCUUUCUGCUGUUUUUAGAACUUUGUCAGUAGACCUCAUUAGGAAACACAUUGAUGAUUUUGGUGUGUUUAUUCUAUUAUUGAACUUUUGAAAAAUCAUGUUGUAUCGCCAUAGAAUAAAUGGAACAAGCACUGACAAAACAUGAA
Messenger RNA from Dermochelys coriacea (leatherback sea turtle), 5826 nucleotides. It is a transcript of the gene FGD6, whose product is annotated as FYVE, RhoGEF and PH domain containing 6. The transcript has 21 exons. The record is from RefSeq and is a predicted model, not a curated record. Gene Ontology annotation, cellular component: cytoplasm. Gene Ontology annotation, molecular function: guanyl-nucleotide exchange factor activity; metal ion binding. NCBI's taxonomy places the organism in Eukaryota, Metazoa, Chordata, Testudines, Dermochelyidae. Bases 158 to 4504 code for a protein of 1448 amino acids. Gene Ontology annotation, biological process: regulation of GTPase activity.